Messenger RNA from Pyrenophora tritici-repentis Pt-1C-BFP, 1395 nucleotides. The record is from RefSeq and is a predicted model, not a curated record. Lineage: Eukaryota; Fungi; Ascomycota; Dothideomycetes; Pleosporales; Pleosporaceae.
AUGACAGACAACCGACCCCGACGCGCAUGGGCAAUAGCCGUGGGACAAGCCCUUGUCGGGCAAGCCGACGACCUUGCCCAAUGGAUUAUAGGCAACAACAAUGCUUCGUUUGACAACGACCCCGCGGAUUUUAUUCAAGCACUCCACAGCAGCCCCACCAGUAAUCUUAGCGGCGUCCUAGGUAAUAUCAUCGCUAUAACCAACGGACUCAUUCAACAGAUCGCUGCCGGCCAGCAUGACCUCGACACUGCCAACUUGGCAGCACAGACCGCAGAGCAGCAAGUCGCAACCUACCAGCAGAUUGUCCUCCAACAAGCUAUACCGCGCAACCGCAAGUUGUCCCACGACCCCGAGAAGUUCACCGGCACAGAAUCAAACGCCACGAAGCGCCAGCAAAACUACCUCACCUUCGCGAACAAAAUCAAGGCUAAUUUUAGAAACGAUCGCGCGUACUUCACUUCGGAGUUUAUGAAGAUCCACUACAUCUGCGGCCUCUUAGACUCCGUGGCCUACACCGCCAUCCAGGAAGAGAUUCUGACUAUCGACGAUGCCGACGAUGACGCCAACUGGGCAUGGAAGGACUCAGAGGAACUCUUCAAGGCACUGGACAAGCUACAUGCACCAGGCGAUCUUUCUCGCAAUGCUAGGAUUGAGCUCGAUAAGCUUAAUAUGGGCAACACUAACUUCCCGAACUUCCUCGCCACGUUCAACCGCUACGCCAACAGCUCCCGCCGCAGCGCAACUGAGAAGGUCGACCUUCUGAAGCUCAAGGUCACACCUGAGUUACUCGAUCGAGCCCUUACCCGCAAAGGCAGUCUCGCCGCAGACGACUUCUCGGGAUGGUGUGCGUUGUUCCAAGAUAUCUAUGCCGACAUGGAAGAACUCCAGCAUUACAAAUCUCAAGCCCAGCGCCUCCAAAGCAACAAAACCAACGCACCAGACCAGCACACUCAGAAGGCACCCCAAGCUCCCACCCCCCACCCCGACGCUAUGGACCUUGGUGCUGUCGCUCAGGGACGCCCUCACAAUACUGUCAUGCGCCCACCGCCUGGGAUUGACUCUAGGCAAUGGUGCAUCGACAACGGUCUCUGUCUAUAUUGCAAGUCUACAGGCCACCUACUCCGUGACUGCCCAGAGAAGGAUCGUGCCGAUCAGAAGCGGGCUCAGGGAUUCACCCCUGCCCGCCCACAGUUUGGAGGCGCGAGCAACUUCGCCCAGAACUACCAGACUCAGUUCAGCCAAAAACCCCACCUCCAGAAUGGACAUCCUCGCACACCACCCAGCUCCCUCCAGUUCAACGGUUUCCCACAGCACUCUGGCGGCCACCCUAGCUACAGCUCUCCACCUAUGCAAAACCGCGCUAUGGGUGGCUUCAUUGAGUACGAGCGUCUCUAG